Haemonchus placei is the source of this 990-nucleotide messenger RNA. The record is from the annotation of a GenBank genome assembly. Lineage: Eukaryota; Metazoa; Nematoda; Chromadorea; Rhabditida; Trichostrongylidae.
AUGCUAGAACAGUUGAAUCAUGAUAUCAUCUAUAUUAUAUGUUCGUAUAUGGAUCUAGCUUCACUGGCCAAUUUGGCUGCCGUCUAUCCCCAGUGGUCAGAUAUAAUCUGGCGCCCACUGAAAACAAGGAUUUGGGCUCUAGAUGUGAUCAUCCACCCACAGAACCUUACUUUGAGGUAUCAAUCACUGAGUAAACCUGGGAAAGGUCUCUACAAAAGUGUUACUAUAGAGGAUGAGUUUGAAACGAAUUUGAGACAUUGCAAACGAUUACCGACAGCCCCCUGGCAACGUGAACCGUUUCGUUUGAAGGAUACAACAGCUAUUGGUAUAACCCACAGUGAGUCAAAAAACUUUUCUGUAAAUGGGCAUUGGGAAGAGCUACCGAAAGCUUUCUGGACGGCUGUGCCAUUUCACUUGAUGAAAAUUGCUCUGGUUGAUGUUGAACAGAGCAGGUCAUCCGAACUUACCAGUGGGAUUGUUGCUCUGCUUUCAACGGUGAAGACGAAACAGUUGGACCUGAACUUCGAAACCAGGGGAGUGGCUCGUAAAGUGCUCCAAGCGAUUUCGCUCGAUCCAGGAUCAACUGUGAUUCUAUGUGAACAUUGGUUUCCAUUCGCUAACGAUAAGGAGCCAAUUCUCCAGCAUGCUAACCUUGCAAACGUGAAACACCUCUGGUUUGGUGGAGAUAUGCUGCCCGACGAUCUCUCCCUACUUCUCAAUUCCGACAUUUCCUCACUCUUCUUGAUCAGUAGUGGCUUGCAAAAGUCCUGUGUCACCAUUGUUAAAGAAUACGUUAAGCGAUUUCUUGACGGAAAAGUUGCACAGAAAAGUUGUCGAAUAGGAAGCUACAAGGGCGUCGAGGAUUAUCUGCUCGAGAGACUUGGUAACCGAGAAAAAACGCUUACAAACGGACCACGGAAGGUUCAUCUGCAUUCAGGGGACAUCGAAGAGCCUUUUAACUGCUAUAUCGAUUUUGAUGUUUCCUUGUAA